This is a messenger RNA of Rhodotorula graminis WP1, 3073 nucleotides long. RefSeq lists its product as uncharacterized. The coding region runs from base 26 to 3043 and encodes 1005 amino acids. Gene Ontology annotation, molecular function: RNA binding. The record is from RefSeq and is a predicted model, not a curated record. Lineage: Eukaryota; Fungi; Basidiomycota; Microbotryomycetes; Sporidiobolales; Sporidiobolaceae. Gene Ontology annotation, cellular component: nucleus. Gene Ontology annotation, biological process: mRNA processing. The transcript is spliced from 8 exons.
ACGCCCGGCUGCGUGCAGCUCGGCUAUGGCCACCUCACGGCUCAAGCGCAAGCUCGACCAGGCCGACGACGGCCGGUACGGCAACCUCACCGAGAGCUUCGUCUCGGUCGGCACCGCCCUUCCCUCGCUCGCAGACCACAAGAAGGACACGAAUGAGUUCGUCCCGCCGUGGGAGCAGAAGGUCUUCGAUGAGCAGGGCAGGCGGCGGUUCCACGGCGCGUUUACCGGCGGCUUCUCGGCGGGCUACUACAACAGCGCCGGCUCGAAAGAAGGCGAGAUGGACGCCGUCGACCUUCAAUUCAUGGACGACGAGGACCUCGCCGAACUGGCCUCGGCGCGCACGCUCGAGACCAGCUCCGCGUACGCCUCUUCCUCUCGCCCACCUCAAGCGCAGCCAUCAGCCUCGACCUACGACCCGCUGCUCGGCAACUUUGGCCCCCUGCUCGGCGCCUCGUCCGCCGCACCCGGCGCUGCAGCGCCCUCCUCAUCCGCCUUCGACGACACGCUCGCGUCGCUCAUCCAGCCUGCGUCCUCACGCGUCGGCCUCAAGCUCAUGCGCAAGAUGGGCUGGCGCGAGGGCCAGGGCGUCGGGCCGCGAGUGACGCACCGUCAGCGGCAGAAGCAGGCCGCCGAGCUCGGCGUGCGGCUCGACGCCGACGAGGGCGACGACGACGAGCUCGACAAGCACUACUACGCGCCGCUCGACCGCCCGCUCACGCUCGUCAAGGGUACGAGCGCGUCGAUGGACAAAGGGUGGGGCUUGGGCUACCAGCCGAGCGCGAGCCUCGACCAGCGGCUCAAGCAGGACGGCGCCGCCUACUCGUCGUCGGCCCGAGCGCCGGCGUACGAGCUCGACGAGGAGGACGUGUACGGCGGGUCGGGCAUGGGCGUCGGCGCGAUGGGCGAGCGGCAGAAGCGGGCGAUCGGCAUCUACGACGAGGACGACGACGGCGACUCGUUCGGCUCGAUGCGCUCGAGCCGGGACAAGCGACGUGAGCAGCCCAAACGCUCCGUCGCCGCCAAGGAGAGCUUCUUCGACGGCACGCAGGUCUUACCCGGCUUCAAGCUCCACCGCGAGCCCGUCGCCGGCCCCUCGCAGUCGCACGUUCCGCCUCCUCCGCCGCCAGGCUGGCGACCCGACCCGUCUCGGCUGUGGAAGGAGAACCAGUCGCCGCCGGGCGCGCACGACAUCAAGGGCAAGGGCAGGCAGCUCGACGCGGACGAGCGUGGAUCCCUUCUCGGUGAGCGGCAGCCCGCUCCUCCGCCCGACCUCCCCAAGUCGGUUUUCGACUACCUGUCCGCCAAGAGCCGCGAGCGGCUUGCCUCCCUCACGAGCGCACCCGGCGGCGGCCCUCCCUCAUCCGGCGCAAACGCUUCAGCCUCGUCGACGACCGCGCCGUCCAUGCCCGAGCCCGACGAGGCGUUGUUCGUCCCUCCUCUCGACCGUCCGACCGCCCAAGCCGCCCUGCGCGGCUUCCAGCCCUACUCGGCCGCCUCGACGUCGCCCGACCCCGUCAAGCAGGCGCGUUACACGCUCUACCUCCAGUACCAGGCGUCGGGCGAGGCCACCUCGACCUCGUCGCCGUUCGGCCCUCGCACGGUCCCCUCGUCGGGUCGGCAGCAAACCGUCGCCGAGCUCAACCGCGAGCUGUCCGAGUACGCCCAGUCGGCGCGCGUCUUCAAGCCCGUCGGCGGCAUGCUCGGCUCGCGGUUCCAGUCGAGCGUGAGCGCGUCGCUCGACAUGCCCAAGGUCGAGCCGGGCCUGUACCAGCCGCCGCCCAAGGCCGCCAAGACGGGCAACGCCGUCAAGGACGUCUAUGGCGACGCCUCUUCGUCAUCGACCAACGACCCGCCUCGUCUCCCCGAGCCAGAGCUCACCCCGGCGCAGCAGGCUGCACGAGCCGGCAACUUUGGCCCGGGCACGACACGCACGACGCGGCCCUUCCGCCCGGCCAAGCUCCUCUGCAAGCGCUUCGGCGUCCGCGACCCGAACGAGAACGCGUCAGGCGUCGAGUCGGACGGCGUCGGCGGCGCCUGGGGCGAGGCGACGGCCAUGGGCUGGGGCGGCGCAGGAACGGGCUCGGCGCAGGGCGCCGCACAGCCGGUCGGCGAGGGUGCGCUCGACGAGAUGAUGCGCAGCGCCGGCUUCAAGCGGUUCCAGGCGGCGGCGCAGGAGGAGGCGAGCGUCGGCGAGGACGCGCCCGAGGUCGCCAAGGGCGCCUUCGAGACGCGGUCCGCCGGCGGCGGCGAGGCCGGCACCUCUCGCCGCAAGGUGCCGCCGACGAUCGAGACGGUCGGGUACGGCGACGACGAGGAGCAGGGCAAGGAGAUCCUCGAGGAGAAGCGCGCGCCGCAAGACAUCUUCGCGGCCAUCUUUGCCGACAGCGACGACGACGACGACGGCGACGACGACAACGACAACGACAACGACGAUGACGACGACGAGCCUGCGCCGGCCGUCGUGCUGUCCGUCGACCCUGUCCACCCCGCCGCCGCAUCGACCACCUCCGCCGACCCCUUCGCGCCUGCACCCGCUCCCGCACCAGUGCCCGCUGCUCGUGCCCACGACGAGCCGCCUAUCCCUCUCUCCCUCGACACCCUCACGUCCUACAAGCCCGCCUUCGUCCCGACAUCGUCGCGCACGAGCAGCGACAAGAAGGACGAGGCCGACAAGGAGCGCGACAAGAAGAAGCGGGACAAGAAGCGCCGGGCCACCGUCGGGCUCAGCUUCGACCUCGACGAGGGCGGCGAGGACGAUGCGGCGGCGGCGGCGAAAAAGAAGCCUCGCCGGGAGAAGGACCGGGGCAGGGAGAAGGAGAAGGGCGAGGACAGACGGCCAAAGCGCGACGAGACGGAGCACAGGCCUGCUCGAAUCGUCGAGGACGACGAGUGGGCAGAAGCGCCUAGCCGAGUGCACCCGGACGUGCUCGCCGCCGUGGGGGGGCCGGCGGCCAGCACGAGGCGCGACGAGCCGGCGGUGCAGCGGGACGAGGCGCCGGCGCAGGGACGCAGCGGGAGGAUGAAGGCGGCCGACCUGUACUGAACAAUGUGCAACGUCGACAGUCCCUCUCUC